AACUCGAAACUUGUAUGUUCUCCUAAUUGUAAAAUAUUUGUUUUAUCUUUGCUUAUACAGACUACACCUAGGUCGAAUCUCUUCUGAAUUCAGUUGUUCAAAAUGGCAUCACUUCCGUCCCAAUCUUGCUGCUACCAGGGCUUUAGGCACAGUGGAGCGCCGAAAGGAACGCUGUCGAUGGUGAAGGACAUAGAAGUCUAUACCAGCUAUCCUCCGGACAAGUCAACCGAGUACGGAGUCUUGAUGUGCGUUCUCCCUUCGCUAUCAUAGAAUGAGUUUCAAGUCUAACAGAGCUCUCCAAAAUAUGUAAAGCUUGACUGAUAUAGUUGGUCAUCGCUUUUCUAACGCCCAAAUAAUUGCUGAUCAGUUUGCCGAGAAUGGGUAUUUUGUAAUGAUGCCGGAUCUUUUUCUUGGUGAUGCUGUCCCUUUAAACAAGCCCGGUGAAUUCGACAUGGGGAAAUGGCGUAGUGGCGCCUACCAUCCACAGGGCAAGAACCAUCUCCCAGAAACCGUGGAUCCCAUAGUUGAAGUUUGUCUCUCCGAGAUGCGCUCUAAAUAUCAAUGCAAGAAAAUUGGUGCUGUGGGUUAUUGUUUCGGCGGUAAAUACGUCGUUCGACAUCUAAUUCCUGGAAAGAUGGACGUGGGCUAUACUGCACAUCCAUCUCAUAUUGACGAGAGUGAACUCAAAGGAAUUAAAGGUCCGCUGGCCAUUGCAGCUGCAGCGAAGGAUAAUAUCUUUCCAGCAGAAAAGCGUCAUGUUUCGGAGGAAAUUUUGCAGGAAGUUGGUUUUCCAUAUCAAAUCAAUCUGUACAGUGGUGUCAGUCAUGGCUUUGGGGUCAGAGGGGAUAUGAAUGCAGGCGAAGUGCGAUAUGCCAUGAGAAGUGCGUUUGUACAGGCAGUGGAGUGGUUCAACGAGUAUAUGAAGGAAAAAUAAACCCUACUAUCUACCUUCUGAGAAAGGGAAUCUUUGUACUGAAGAGGCUGUAGCGAUGUGGCUCUGGCCUACGAGGGGUAAUGUGUCACGAAUAUGCAGCAGACAUGGAUGAUGAGGCCUAGUAUCCGAUUCCUUAGACGAUGAAGCCAUAGUAGAGGUUCUCCAAUCUUGACUCGCAAAGUAACCUAAAUGAUAUCGUUCACCUAGCCAGUCAGGGUUUGUUUUG
Molecule: messenger RNA, 1160 nt
Organism: Talaromyces stipitatus ATCC 10500
Lineage: Eukaryota; Fungi; Ascomycota; Eurotiomycetes; Eurotiales; Trichocomaceae
Product: dienelactone hydrolase, putative
Exons: 2
Coding region: 392-934 (180 amino acids)
Molecular function (GO): hydrolase activity
Source: RefSeq, a predicted model, not a curated record